AUGAGUGUGGAUUUCAGAAGUGUCGAGAACAUCAUACAACAUGAUAAGUUCCAGUUCACGAAUAUCAACCAUUUCCUCAAUCCUGACAAUAUCAAUGGCCUCACAAUGCCAAAAUGUCAUUCCUCUUGUAUUACGCCAGUUUUAAUAGUUUUAUCUGAAGUAUUUCAAAAAAAAUUCUAUUACAAGAACUCUAUCGGCAAGAAGGCUAAAAGGUUUCCAGUUGAAGUAAAAUUGAAAGUUUCUAUAUACCACAACUCUUCUAGGUGUGAUAAUCAAGAACCCAUCAAAGGUAUACUAAAGCGACCUUCAUUGAAGUAUGAAGACAGAAAUCAGAUCACUCAUCGACCGUCGCCUGAUCAUUUCCCUGAUGAGCCGGCUACGCGAAUUCCAAAGCUUUCUGUAACAUGGUGGGAGAAAAACGCUGGUAUGUACCUCAUUGUCAGAAGCGUGGUUGCAGUCACAGUCAAAGCGACACAGCCGGAGCCGGAAAUUAGUGACCUGAAAAGCGAAUUGCGUACUGCACUGAAGGAACGAGAUGAAAAAGAGAAGCAUUUAGAAGAAUUAAGGGAACGAAUAAAAGAGGUUGAAUUGCUUAACAUCAGACAAGCUUCCUUAUCCGAUAGUCAUCGCUUAAUGAUGAGAGAACGGAAAGCGGCCGAAACCUUCGAACGUGAGAAAAAGCAGAUCGAACGCCGCCAUGCUAUCAGAGUUAAUCAGUUGAUACAUGAGACUCUUGCAGCUAGAAGGUUUAUAGGAGUACUGCGUUCCCACAUUUUCAGAGAGGAAGUAUUACGAUUAACAACGAGAGUUAAAGAGCUAGAGAAAGUCGUCAACGUUCCACGUGUGGAUUCGGAAACGAUGACAGACGCUGUACAGUUCGUUCCUUUUGUUUCCCAAAGCCCUUUGACGGUCGAUCCAGUUGAUCCGAAUCAGCAGAAUUCUGAAUCGGUUCUGUCUCCACCACCGCCGCCUACAACAACAACGGCUACAACAGCAACAGCAACAUCAACAUCAGUUUCUCUGAUGACAUCGUCGCAAGUUUGCGGCCUACCCGAGCAGGCAUGUCAGAAUGAGGCUUUCAUAUGGCGGACGAAAGCCGCUCAGCUGGAAAUCGUCGUCAAAGAUCAACUCGCGAAGGCGAGCCGUAUUGAAGAGGCCCUUCGUGCAGAGCUUUCAGCUGCUCGAACUGAGCACUUACCAUCUACUACGCCCAGUCUUUUUGUUACUUCUUCCCAAGGACAGGUUUCGACAAAGUCAAUAGGAAUUGGUGCUGAUAUCAUUACUAGCACUCCUGCACGUGUUUCGCCGGUUUCGUUUGAAUGCACGAUACCGUCAUGUAUAGAGCGAAAGAAGAGUCUAAUUCAAGAAAAUGAUCGACUUCUUGGACAGAGUGAGAAGGAUACCAUGCAAAAAGCGAUUGCCUAUAUGGAAGAACGAAUGCAGGUCUAUCAGAAUACGCUGAUGGAAAACGAUCUUGUUGUGAGUGAUGAGAACAGUGCCGACUGGCAUAGAGGAUUCGUUGAUCCGAGAUAUAAUGUUAUGGUUUCGAAGCGAAUACAAACAACUCUUACUUCUGAGGCGCUUUCACAGCAUGAGGAUGAGUUCGCAUUAGCAAAGGAGAAACUCGCAGAACUAAACGCCGAAUUCACAUCAAAUCGUAGCAACCUUCAUGAACGAUUCGAGGAGAUAGAGAAAAUCCUGUUCACAAAGACUCAGGUCGUUGACACUUUGUCACGACAACUUGAGGAAACGUGUCGUGAUCAACGCCAACAAAUUGACGCACAUCAAGAAGAACGAGAAUCCUACAAAAAGAAACUUGAAGAAAUCUCAAGUGUAGCUGAAAAAGUGCCCGUUCUGGAGACUCGAGUUGAGCAGCUGUUAAAGGCAAGCCACAGUACUAUGUCAUCUUGUAGUUUUUUCCUUGAGAUUGUUCAAAUCGCAUUACAGAAGGAGAAAAGCGAAUUAGGUAUUCGUUUUUCUGCUCAACGUGAUGAAAUGGAACACGCUUUGGAAGACGCACUAACGGAAGCUCUAGGGAAAUACAAGGAACAGGAUGAGUACUGGAAGAGUAAUCACGCCGAUCUGAAGCAGAGCUUAGAACGGGCAAAAGCUGAAAUCGCUCAACAUGUCAAGGAGAAGGAGGAUAUGAAAAUUAAGGCGAAACUGGAACGAGCGGAUCUUGAAAAUCGCCUCACCAGUAGCAUCGAACAUGUUGCUAUGCUCGUUAACCAGAUGAACAAAACUCGUCGUGACGUAGAAUGCGAAGCACGUCCGAGGAAUGUUAGCAAAUAUGUGGCAUGUAGACCAAACACGAGAAGCAAAUCGACAGUUAUUACGAAGGGUGACUUAUUCGAUGAAAAUGAGGAACGGUUGAAGUUGUGUCAAGGCGAACUAGCGACGACUAGGAGACAGGUUCAUGUUCUACAGCAGAAGCUGAUUAGUUCCUUGCAAGAUAAGGCGGAGAAACGCUUGGAAGUCCGUCGUCAUAUAGGAAAUAUUGUGGAUCCUGGUUCUGAACCCCAGAAGGUCGACAGAGGCAAACUUGAAGCAUUUCGAGCAAAAAAUGAUGAGCUGUGUGGACAGGUGGCAACAACCGAAGAGGAGAAGGAGGUACUAGUUCGUGAUGAACGCGAGCGUAUUCGACACCUUGUGAGCGAGUUUGAGAAUGUUCAUCGUGAAUUAGAUCAAGAAAUGAAUCGACGCGAGUCCGAGAAGACAUGGUUGAGGACUCGUAUUCGAAAUCUUGAAAUUGACAAUGAAGAGCUACAACGUAAGAUUGAAAUUAGAGAUGAACAAAGCGGUAGUACAAUCAAGGAUAGCUUUCUAACAACGUACGAUGAUCUCGAAAUGAGGAAGAAACCUUUCCAUCAAUUACAUCUCAGGAAAGCAGUAUCUGAGCCUGAUAUGUGCAUCGACAAUAACGAAGCCUCCCACUUUGCCGAGAACAUCCAACUCAGAAGAGAAGUCGAUCGAGAUCAUAGCUCGUUGCGCAACACAGCACCUAUUAUAGAUCGGUCUCAUAUAUCACCAGAAUUCGCCACUCUUGCCAAUGACCUGAACCUUGUGAAGUCGGAUUUGGAAAAAAUACUGUCUUCCAUGGACCAUGCAACAACAAACGAUACCACCAGCGAUCGCAUUGGUCACUCAUCUCCUUCCCCUAUCCAUAGUGAAAGGUCUGUUGAUGAAGAGGAGAUAUUGAAUUCGGACAUUCUUGACACGGUUAUGAUUGAUUGGGAAGCGGACGAGAAGAAACGUUUAAUUUGUGAUGUAUACCGACGUGAAGGAGUGACGAUGGUACGAAGUGCGAUUGUACCUCCUUGUAUGCCUGGUAUUAUACGUAGUAGCAGCGCCAGUGAUCUCACCCAUAAUGUGAUAAACAAGGAUGAGAUUCGAGUAUGGAAAGAAAAGUGUGGCACCAUGUUCCGCGAGUUGAACUCAAUACGAUCCGGCUACCAACAAGCACAAAAUGAGCGACGAGAACUCAAAAUACAGUUGGCGAUGUUGCGUGGGGAACUCGAAAUCGAACGUUGCCAUAGAGAGACAGAAUCACAGAACAGUAUGUCCAGUCGUGAAAAUCCUCUACCACUCGAUUAUCGUAGUACACAAGCGAAAAUAGCCAAAAAAAGACGGCGUACUCGAAGCGAGCAACAAAAAGGUAGAAGGCGAAGCACAAAGACGAUUAUUCUACAUCCUCAGAGAAGAUGUGUACAGUCAGGAAAUGCUAUCAAAUCUUUGAUGAGCCAACUUGAUAUUGAUCAGUUUGAUCAGUUAGAACAAGAGGAGGAAUCGUUUCAAUUGAAAGAAUCAUCGUCAGCAGAACAUGCUUUGUCUGAGAUGCGUGCACAAUUGGAAUUAAUUCGAAACGAGAACGCAAUGUAUGAGAAAAAACUUCGCGAUGUGGAAGAGGAAAGAAGAGAAAUGUACUUGGUAAUGUUCAAAAAAGGACAACAGGCAGCUGCGAUGGAUAUGAAAGAGGUCGCAGAAGUUGACCAAAUGACGCAAGAUCGUGUCGUGCUUCGAUUUCUUCAUGACGCUUUCUACUACUAUCUCAUGGACAAAGGAAACGCUAAGGAGCACCUACAAGCUAUCAUGGCUAUGCUUGAUUUCAGUAUGGAGCAAAAAGAUGAGGUGAUCAAGAAGAAGAGUAAAUCUCAUUAG
This is a messenger RNA of Angiostrongylus costaricensis, 4158 nucleotides long. The record is from the annotation of a GenBank genome assembly. NCBI's taxonomy places the organism in Eukaryota, Metazoa, Nematoda, Chromadorea, Rhabditida, Metastrongylidae.